Messenger RNA from Arabidopsis arenosa, 2340 nucleotides. Lineage: Eukaryota; Viridiplantae; Streptophyta; Magnoliopsida; Brassicales; Brassicaceae. The record is from the annotation of a GenBank genome assembly.
GGCCUUUAGACACAUUACCUGAGGCCAAAACAUUAACCAGACAAUAAUUUACAUGAUGUCUGGUUUGUUCAGUAAAUUAUCUCCGGCCAGACGGGCCAAUGGCGAUGGCCUCCCUCUGUUUUACAAUAUCCAUAAGUCAGUGGAGCUUCAGAGAUGUCAGAGAGACACGGCGCGGGUGUCUGUCACACUUGCAGAACUUCUCAUGAGUGUGGAAGAUGAGGGGGAUGACCAGAGUCGGGCUUUGGAUGUUGCAGUUGCCUCCAAUUUCUGGGCCUCGGUUCCGUCUUCUUGCGUGCCUUCUUCUUCUCCGUUUGUUCUUUCCUUCAAAGACUUGACUUAUAGUGUGAAGAUCCAGAAGAAGUUUAAGCCCUUCGCUUGUUGCGGUAAUUCGCCUUUUAAUGGUAAUGAUAUGGAGAUGAAUACUAAGGUGCUGCUGAAUGGUAUUUCUGGUGAAGCUCGGGAAGGAGAGAUGAUGGCCAUUCUUGGAGCGAGCGGGUCAGGGAAAUCAACGCUUAUCGAUGCAUUAGCCAAUCGGAUUUCAAAAGAGAGCCUACGUGGUGAUAUUACUCUAAAUGGGGAAGUUCUUGAAUCCAGCCUGCAUAAAGUCAUAUCGGCUUAUGUGAUGCAAGAUGAUCUUCUGUUCCCGAUGCUCACCGUGGAAGAAACUUUGAUGUUUUCUGCUGAGUUCAGGCUUCCAAGCUCGCUUUCUAAGAAGAAAAAGAAGGCACGGGUUCAAGCUCUGAUUGAUCAGCUCGGCCUGAGAAACGCAGCAAAAACCGUGAUCGGUGAUGAGGGGCACAGAGGUGUGUCUGGAGGAGAAAGGAGACGGGUGUCAAUUGGAACCGAUAUAAUCCAUGAUCCGAUUAUCCUCUUUCUUGAUGAGCCAACCUCAGGUCUCGACUCUACCAGUGCCUACAUGGUUGUCAAAGUGCUUCAGAGAAUCGCACAAAGUGGCAGCAUAGUUAUCAUGUCAAUCCAUCAGCCGAGUUACAGAAUCUUGGGCUUACUCGAUAAGUUAAUCUUCCUAUCUAGGGGAAACACCGUUUACAGCGGCUCCCCAACACAUCUCCCGCAGUUCUUCUCAGAAUUCGGUCACCCAAUUCCUGAAAACGAGAACAAGCCAGAGUUCGCACUCGAUCUUAUCCGUGAGCUGGAAGAUUCUCCAGAAGGAACCAAAGCCCUAGUCGAGUUCCACAAGCAAUGGCGAGCAAAGCAAACCUCAAGCCAGAGUAGAAGACACACCAAUGUGUCUCUCAAAGAUGCAAUCAGCGCAAGUAUCUCCAGAGGCAAACUCGUCUCCGGAGCAACAAACCUAAGAUCAUCAUUUCAAACCUUUGCAAACCCAUUCUGGACUGAAAUGCUCGUAAUUGGCAAACGAUCUAUACUAAACUCAAGAAGACAACCAGAGUUAUUCGGAAUGCGCCUCGGAGCUGUUCUAGUCACCGGAAGCAUCCUAGCCACAAUAUUCUGGAAACUAGACAAUUCACCAAGAGGUAUACAAGAACGUUUAGGGUUCUUCGCAUUCGCAAUGUCCACAACAUUCUACACCUGUGCAGAAGCAAUACCAGUCUUUCUACAAGAACGCUACAUAUUCAUGAGAGAAACAGCUUACAACGCUUACCGGCGAUCAUCAUACGUCCUCGCUCAUACAAUAAUCUCAAUCCCUGCUCUCAUAAUCUUAUCCGCCGCAUUCGCGGCCACAACAUUCUGGGCCGUAGGACUUGCCGGAGGCUCCGAGGGAUUCCUCUUCUUCUUCUUCACAAUCCUUACAGCGUUUUGGGCCGGAAGCUCCUUCGUGACGUUCUUAUCCGGCGUAGUGUCACACGUGAUGAUCGGAUUCACGGUGGUUGUAGCAAUCCUCGCAUAUUUCCUCCUCUUCUCCGGAUUCUUCAUCUCCAGAGAUCGAAUCCCAGUCUACUGGAUCUGGUUCCAUUACCUCUCUCUAGUGAAAUACCCUUACGAAGGUGUUCUACAGAACGAAUUCGAAGAUCCGACGAAAUGUUUCGUCCGUGGGAUCCAAAUGUUCGACAAUUCGCCGCUGGGACAAGUUCCGGCCGCCGUGAAAAUCAGCCUCCUGAAGAGCAUGAGCGGCGUUUUGGGGAUCAACGUGACGGCGGAGACUUGCGUUACGACGGGAAUCGACAUUCUGAAGCAACAAGGAAUCACAGAGAUUAGCAAAUGGAAUUGCUUAUGGAUCACUGUAGCUUGGGGAUUCUUCUUUAGAGUUCUCUUCUACUUCACACUCUUGAUCGGGAGCAAGAACAAGCGUCGCUGAAUUAGAGUAAACUAACCAAUGAUGAUGUACUUAAUACUUAUGAUUAAUACAAAAUUACAUAUUGU